This is a messenger RNA of Danio rerio (zebrafish), 2563 nucleotides long. RefSeq names its product RAS and EF-hand domain containing 2 (gene rasef2). Gene Ontology annotation, cellular component: perinuclear region of cytoplasm; late endosome; lysosome. Gene Ontology annotation, molecular function: GTP binding; G protein activity; calcium ion binding. The record is from RefSeq and is marked provisional. NCBI's taxonomy places the organism in Eukaryota, Metazoa, Chordata, Actinopteri, Cypriniformes, Danionidae.
UUUAGCUUCAGCUUUCGGCGCACCUGUUGGUGAUGUACAUGUCGGACCACGAUAGCUUCGCGUUCAUUUCUCUUCACGCUUUCGUCUUUUCAUCUUUUCGUUUUAUCACUUCAGCCUGUUCUAUCUGGAGUGGUAUCUUUAUAACACGGGUGUGAAUAACUUUUUUUUUCAAUCUUUUGUCCUCGUCGAGUGGAAAGAUGAACCACGCUGAGCUCAGAAGACUCUUCGCAGCAUGUGAUGGGAAUCAGUCAGGAAGAGUCGAGUAUGAGGACUUCACUACUGUUUGCCGAGAGCUUAAUGUCCCCGCGGACGACAUCAGGACUUUAUUCAACAAGUUUGACCUGGACGGAGACGGAUAUAUCAAUUUUAACGACUUUUCGUCAAGCUUUCAGGAAGUUUCGGAAGCCCUCAAUCUGGCUUCGUUGGGAAACUGUUUGCAUAGUCAGAGAAGAGCUUGGGAUGAGUUUGAAAACACGCUGGACGGAGAUGUGGCCUUUUAUUUGGGAAGACAGUGGGAUGCACUAAGUGAGUUGUAUGAAGGGAUCCACUCUACAUCAGAUGAGCUGUUACUGCAGCAGUUUGAGGAUCUCAUCAGGGCUCUUGUGACUGAGAUCAGAGAGCACAGAAUGGAGAGUGAACAGCUUGAGACCAGUCUGCGGAGGACAGAGGAAGUGUCUAGCAGUCAGCUAGCAGAGAUGGAGGAGGACUUGCAGCAGCAGCUGAUCCACACAGAACGAAGGGUCCGAGAAGAGGAGCAGAAGAAGUUGGAUGAAUCCAUUGCUAUGCUUCAAAUAAAACAUGAGAAUGAGUUGGCAGACCUGCAAACCACUAUAGAAAGGCUCACAAAGCAAUAUCAAGAGGAGUCAAAGUUAAACACCCCCAGGGAAGAUUCAGUCAAAUUAAGAGCCCAGAUUAAAGAUCUGAUGGAGGAGAAUGAGGAGCUGAGGGCUUCUCUCAUGAAAGCCCAGAUGAACGUCUCCAUUCUUCAGGUUGAGUUGGAUAAGUUAAAGAAUGCCUUCACUGAUCAGAAACGCCAACACGAGAGAGAAAGUGAUGACCUCAAGAAGAUGGUGAUGGAGUUCCAGUCUUAUUCCAGCCAUAUAGAAAUGCUCCAGGAAAUGAACAAAUCUUUGUAUGACAGCAAUGAUGGGUUACGCUCCGCUCUGAGCCAGGAGAACGCCUCCACCAAAAGACAGCUCUCCCCAAGAAAUGAAGUUCUUCCCAGGAAGAUGAAACCGAUUCGACAGAGUACAAUGAAUCAGAGCAGUUUUACUAAUGAAGAGGACACUCUGGCCCUGGUGAAGUGCUGGGCUGAAAAGUAUUUGGACAGCGGUGUUUCCGUUCAGUCAGAAAUGGAUGCAAUGUCAGGUAUUGAUUAUGACAGUGACGACAGCCAUCAUUCAGUGGAGACAGUGCAUCACAGCUAUUCCUGUGUCCCUUCUGAACUGGAGGUGUCAGAAGUGAAGCCUGAAGCUUUGAGAUCUGUAGCUCGUAGCACAGUUGGCUCCAUAUCAUCCUCACUUCGGCGGCGUUUGUCUGCUUUUCCUGUCAAGCAAAAUGAGGAAGAUUUACUUGACACACAAGAUCUGGCUCCAGUGUACCGUUUGGUGUUGGCUGGAGAUGCCGGGUCAGGAAAAUCCAGCUUUUUACUGAGGUUGAGUCUUAAUGAAUUCAGAGGGGAUAUACAAACCACUCUUGGUGUUGAUUUUCAAAUUAAGAAGAUGCUUGUAGAUGGAGAGAAAACAAACCUUCAGAUCUGGGACACUGCUGGACAGGAAAGAUUCCGCAGCAUUGCCAGGUCAUAUUUCCGCAAAGCACAUGGAGUGUUACUACUGUAUGAUGUCACAUCUGAAAGCAGUUUCCUGAAUGUCCGUGAAUGGGUGGAACAGAUCCGGGAGUCAACAGAUGAAGACAUCCCAAUGUGUAUAAUAGGGAACAAGGUGGAUCUGAGGGCAGCGAGGCCAGAGGGAAGCUGUGUGAGCUCUAUCCAUGGAGAAAAGCUUGCAAUGAAUUAUAAUGCCCUGUUCUGCGAGGCAAGUGCUAAAGAGGGGACAAACGUCAUUGAGGCAGUUUUACAUUUAGCAAGAGAAGUAAAGAAACAUGUUAAACUGGGCCGGAGGUCAGAGUCACAGGUCAAGCUGAGUCUUCACAAACGGAGGAAGACCCUGAGCAACUGCUGUGGAGUUUAAGUCUUGUUUGUUUACUUGUCUUUUAUUUUAGUGUCAGUGCUUAGUUAAGCUAACAAUUUAUUAUAAUUUUUUUUAAAAUAAGUAUUGCACUUUGUGAAAUCAAGUCCUUUUUAUUAGAAAAAAAAAGUUUAUAAUAUAUUAUUUGUUUUAUUAAUUGUAAAUUUUAAGCCAUUUUAUACAGCUUUGGAUGUUUCAUUUGCAUUUUGUUUUUGUUUUUUUAAAAGCACACUGAUCAAAUGUAUACUUGUGCAUUUGCCUACAAAUGAUCAAAUCACUUCAGGGUUCAGUGUUUGUUUUUUGUUUUUGUUUUAUUAUUUAUAUGUUGUAGUUAUUGUGACAGAUUUACAAAUAAAACUUUUACAUUUAAAUCCAAA